Strongyloides ratti is the source of this 2334-nucleotide messenger RNA. RefSeq names its product Elongator complex protein 2. Gene Ontology annotation, molecular function: protein binding. Gene Ontology annotation, cellular component: elongator holoenzyme complex. The record is from RefSeq and is a predicted model, not a curated record. Gene Ontology annotation, biological process: tRNA wobble uridine modification. The transcript has 2 exons. Lineage: Eukaryota; Metazoa; Nematoda; Chromadorea; Rhabditida; Strongyloididae. Bases 1 to 2334 code for a protein of 777 amino acids.
AUGGCAUUUGAAGAUAUAUUUAUUUCAGGAGGUGUUUGCCAAAUGCCUCAUGUACUUGAUCAUGACAAUAAUGGAACUGGAGUAUACUCCUCAUCUAAUAAUGUAAUAUUUUUUCAGAAAAAAAUUGAAGGAUUUUAUACAUCAAAUUAUGUUUAUAAUAUUCAUGAUAAUGAUUUGACUUGUUUGAAAUUUGUUGAUAAUAACAAAAAAAUUUUAUUAUCUGGAGAUAAAGAUGGUACAGUAAAAAUCAAUUUAUUGGAAAAUGAAGGCAAAUCAAUUUAUUUAAAAGAGAUGGAAUGUUUUAAAGAAACCAAAGGAUAUGCUGUCACAUUUGUUUAUGGUUUCAUUGAAAAUGAAAUAUUAUAUAUAUUAUUUUCUUCUCAUCAAGGAAAAACUUACUGUUACACAAUACAAUUACACUAUAAUAACUGGACAAUUAUAAAAAAACAAGAAAUUGUAUAUGGAAAAAUGAUAACAUUGUGUGGGGCAAUGGCAUAUUUUCAUGAAAUAAUUUUAGCAUUAAGUUUAUCUAACUCAACAAUAGCUAUUUUGACAAAAAAUAAAAAUGGUGGAGAUUUUGUUAAUAAAAUAUUUUUAGAUGGACAUUUAGAUUGGAUUCGUGAUCUAACAUUUAAUAUAUUUGAAAACCAAUUACUUUUAGCAUCAGCUUCACAAGAUACAUUUGUAAGAAUAUGGAAUUUUGAAUUAAUUGACAAAGACAAAAUGGAUAUUGUAAAAGAAGAAAAUGUUUUAAAAACAAAAGAAAUUAUAUUUGAAGGGCAAAAUAAUUCAUGGAAAGUAUAUGUUGAAACAAUAUUAUCAGGACAUGAAGGAUGGAUAUAUUCCGUUAAAUGGCAUCCAUCUAAAUUAGCAAUUUUAACAUGCUCUAUAGAUAAAUUUAUUAUGAUUUGGGAACCAUUAGAUGAUCGAGGUGUAUGGUUAGAAGAACAUCGACUAGGUGAAAUUGGUGGUCAAGCUGUUGGAUAUUAUGGAGCUACAUUUGGUGAUAAUGGAGAUGAAGUAAUAGCAAAUUCAUAUUAUGGAGGACUUUAUUGUUGGAAAAUGAAUGAAAAUGAAGAUUGGGAUAGUGUUAUUAUGCCAUCAGGACAUUCUGCACCAGUUACAGAUGUUGAUUGGGAUCCUAGAGGAAAUUUUGUAAUAACCUGUUCUAAUGAUCAAACUACUCGAAUUUUUUCCAUUUACAAUAAUCUUGUUAUUGGAGAGUUAAGUAGACCACAAAUGCAUGGACAUAAUAGAACAUGUCUAAAAGUUCUUUCCUCGGAUUGUUUUAUUUCUGGUGGUGAAGAAAAAAUAUUUAGAGUUUUUAAAGCACCUACAACAUUUGCCAAUUCUUUAGCAAAUAUUCUUCAUAAAAAUCCAGUAGAACUAUUUGAUAAUUAUUCUAAUCUUACAGAUUAUGGAGCUUUUGUUCCAUCACUUGGUUUAUCAAAUAAAGCUACCAACGUUUCUGAUGAGGAAAUGAAUGUUGAUGAUGAUAGAAAUCCUGUAUCAAAUGUAAAUGAUGCUAUGUCAAGUGAAAUGGCUAUUUUUUCAUCACAUCCAAAAAAUUUAACAUCUCUUCCAACAGAGGAUUGCUUGAUGCAAAAUACUUUGUGGCCAGAAAAAUUUAAGUUAUAUGGUCAUGGUUAUGAAGUUUUUGCCAUUGAUUCAUCACCUGACAAAAAAUUAAUUGCUACUGCUUGUAAAGCUUCUCAUCUUAAUUUUGCUUCUGUCUAUAUUUGGGAUACAGAAACAUGGAAAAGAAAAGCUGAAUUAACAUGUCAUCAGCUAACAGUUGUUGGAAUUAAAUUUUCUCACUCUGGUAAUUAUUUAUUAACAUGUUCCAGAGAUCGAACUUGGUCUAUUUUUAAAAAAGAGAAUAGUGAUGGCACAAACUGGAGAUUGCUUGCUAGACCAGAAGCUAAUUCAAAAAAUAAUCAUACAAGAAUUAUAUGGUAUUGUGAUUGGGCUCCAAAUGAUCAAUAUUUUGUUACCGUUGGAAGAGAUAAAAAGUUUUUGAUUUGGAAGUUUGAGAAUGAGAUAGUGACAUUUGUCAAAAGCUAUUUACACUCAGAAUCAAUAACGGCUGUGGCUAUUUGUCCUUUAGAUUCAUCUAUCAUAGCUAUUGGUUUAGAAUCAGGGAAAGUUGAAGUAUGGAAAUUCAUUAAUAAUGAUUUAGAAUGUAUUAUAUCAAAAAAAUUACACGGAAAAACAGUUAAACGCUUACGUUUUCCUAUAUCUAAUAAAACAGCAUUAAAUAUACAAUCUACCAAACCUACUCUUGCUUCAGUUGGAGAUGAUCAUUUACUUCGUAUAACAAGAAUGUCAAUAUAA